AUGAGAACACGCUCGAGUAUCUUGGCCGCCUCCCUGGCAGCGCGGGCCAGCGCCCUGGAGAGCCCGGACGAAGUUGGCCGUCUCCCAGCGAUGGGCUGGAAUUCCUGGAACGAAUACGGCUGCAACAUCAACGAGGAGAUCUUCCUGACGACAGCCGAGAAACUCAUCUCCACCGGUCUUGCAGACCUCGGCUAUGUGUACGUCAACGUCGACGAUUGCUGGUCGGACAAGAACAAGGGGCGCGAUCCGAACACGCAGCAGAUCAUCCCGGAUUCUUCCAAGUUUCCGACCGGGAUUAGUGGGUUGGCGGAUCAGAUUCAUGAGUUGGGGUUGAAGGUGGGGAUUUACAGUGAUGCGGGAACCGGCACCUGCCUGAACUACCCAGCAUCUCUAGGGCAUGAGAGCAUUGACGCCAGCACUUUCGCCGAAUGGGGAGUCGACUACCUCAAAUACGACAACUGCUACGUCCCCUCGGAGUACAACGACCAAUACAGCUUCGACCCCGAAAACAUCCAAACCAACGCCCCCGCCGACUACGACUGGAGCACCUCCAAAUCCGCAGCCCGCUUCUCCGCCAUGCGGGACGCCCUCCUCGAGCAAAACCGCACCAUCCUCUACUCCAUCUGCAACUGGGGCCAAGCCCACGUCGAUCUCUGGGGCAACAACACCGGCCACAGCUGGCGGUCUUCCGGCGAUAUCAUCGACGCCUGGACGGGGCGUUUCGAAUUCGACAACAGCUGGGGGAUUACCAAUAUCGUGAACCAAGCUGCGUUUUUCUGGAAUGCUACCGAUUUCUGGGGCCAUGGUGACUGGGAUAUGCUGGAGGUUGGCCGGGGGAACUUGACGCUGGAGGAGAACCGGAGUCAUUUUGCACUUUGGGCGGCUUUUAAGAGCCCGUUGAUUCUCGGCACGCCGCUGCAUAAUAUCCAGGAUUCUAUCCUGGAGAUCAUCAGUAACAAGGAGCUGAUCGGGUUCAACCAAGACCCGGUGUAUGGGUUCCCCGCGUCGCCGUACAAGUGGGGUUAUCGGGAGGAUUUCACGUACGACCCGACCUAUCCGGCGGAGUUCUGGUCCGGGUCGUCGGUUGCGGGCAUCCACGUGUUUAUGCUGAACACGCAGGGCGGGACGGAGAACAAGGUCGCCAACUUCGCUGAGAUCCCGGCGUUGAAGGAGCUUGAGGCAGGUGCCACGUACCUGGUGCAUGACAUGUGGACCGGGGAGGAUCUUGGGGAGUUUACGGACAGCUACAGCGUGGAUGUCAAGUCGCAUGACACGGUCGCGUUGCGUAUCACGUUGCCUGAUGGGAGUCACCCGAACCCAACGUGGUCUCCCAGGUAG
This is a messenger RNA of Dichotomopilus funicola, 1338 nucleotides long. Its product is annotated as glycoside hydrolase superfamily. Gene Ontology annotation, cellular component: cytoplasm. Gene Ontology annotation, biological process: glycoside catabolic process; oligosaccharide metabolic process. The transcript has 4 exons. NCBI's taxonomy places the organism in Eukaryota, Fungi, Ascomycota, Sordariomycetes, Sordariales, Chaetomiaceae. Gene Ontology annotation, molecular function: alpha-galactosidase activity. The record is from RefSeq and is a predicted model, not a curated record. The coding region runs from base 1 to 1338 and encodes 445 amino acids.